CUCCUGAAAGCCUGAUGCAGGCUUUGGAAGAUCUCGAUUAUCUAGCAGCCCUGGAUAAUGAUGGAAACCUUUCUGAAUUUGGAAUUAUUAUGUCAGAAUUUCCCCUGGAUCCACAACUGUCGAAGUCAAUUCUGGCUUCAUGUGAAUUUGAGUGCGUUGAUGAAAUGCUCACCGUUGCGGCCAUGGUAACAGCUCCUAAUUGCUUCUUACACGCACCUCCUGGAACAGAAGAGAUUGCUCUUACUUGCUGGCGAAAAUUCUCACACCCUGCAGGAGAUCACUUUACUCUUAUCAAUGUCUUCAAUGCCUUCAAGGAAGCCAGUGCAAACACUGCAAGUCAAUACUACAGUAAUGAGAAAUGGUGUCGUGAUUACUUUCUAAGCUGUUCUGCACUGCGGGUGGCAGAAAUUAUCAGAGCCGAACUAGUAGAGAUUAUGAAGCGUAUUGAACUUCCCAUUUCAGACCCGGACUUUGGAUCAAAAGAAAAUAUACUAAGCAUUAAGAAGUCUCUCUUAUCCGGUUACUUUAUGCACAUUGCUCGUGAUGUAGAUGGCUCAGGUAACUACUUAAUGUUAACACACAGACAAGUGGCCCAGCUUCACCCCUUCUCAUCAUAUUGUAACACCAGAAGGAUUCCUGAGUGGGUUUUAUUCCACGAGUUUAGUGUAUCGGAAUACAAUUCCAUCAGAGUCGUCUCUGAGAUAUCACCCGAUCUGUGA
This is a messenger RNA of Pelecanus crispus (Dalmatian pelican), 719 nucleotides long. The record is from RefSeq and is a predicted model, not a curated record. Lineage: Eukaryota; Metazoa; Chordata; Aves; Pelecaniformes; Pelecanidae.